GUGGAGUCAGAGGAAGUGGUGACGUUUUGCGCAUGCGUGAAUACAAUUUUCCUUCACACGUGAAGUGUUGAUAUUUCUCUUCGUUGAUACUAACUGUAGAUAUAUUAGCAACUAGAGUCUUGUAUUUAUGGAAUUUAUUUGUUACAUAGAUUUAAAGGUGUUCUACUUUGCACAAUGAAAGUAAAAGUGCUUUCCCGAAAUCCGGACGAUUAUGUUCGUGAAACGACAAGGGAUAUACAUCGUGUUCCAAGGAACUACGACCCAACACUUCACCCGUUUGAGGUACCCAGAGAGUACACUAGGGCUCUCAACGCCACCAAGCUGGAGCGUGUGUUCGCCAAGCCCUUCGUAGGAUCCUUGGACGGACACAGAGAUGGCAUCAACUGCAUGGCCAAACAUUCCAAGAGCCUGUCCAUUCUGCUGUCUGGAGCUUGUGAUGGAGAGGUGAAACUGUGGAACCUCCCAAAGCGUGAGUGCUUCCGCACUGUGCAAGCCCAUGAAGGCUUUGUCAGAGGAAUAGUAACCCGAUUUUGUGGCACGUCCUUCUUCACGGUUGGUGAUGACAAAACAAUCAAACAGUGGAAGAUGGAGCCACCAGGCUAUGGAGAGCAGGAGGAACCUCUUAACACAAUCCUUGGCAAGGCUGUGUUCACUGGCAUCGAUCAUCACCAGAUUGGCGAGACGUUUGCCACAUGCGGCCAGACGGUGGACAUCUGGGACGAGCAGAGGACCAGCCCCAUCCGCAGCUUUUCCUGGGGAGUCGACAGCUUCAGCUGCGUGCGCUACAACCCAGUCGAGACGGAGCUGCUGGCUAGCUGUGCCUCAGACAGAAGCGUAGUGCUUUAUGAUAUGAGGGAGGCCACACCUCUCAAGAAGGUGAUUAUGAAGCUGCGGAGUAACACGCUCUGCUGGAACCCAAUGGAGGCGUACUACUUCACCAGCUCCAAUGAGGACUACAACCUGUACACCUAUGACAUGAGGUACCUGGACAACCCUGUGACGGUUCACAUGGACCACGUCUCCGCGGUGCUGGAUGUGGACUACUCCCCCACAGGGAGGGAGUUUGUGUCGGCCAGCUUUGACAAGAGUGUCCGCAUCUUCCCCAAGGACGGUGGUCACAGCAGGGAAGUGUACCACACCAAGCGCAUGCAGCACGUCAUCUGUGUCCGGUGGUCAGCCGACAACAAGUACAUCCUGAGUGGCUCGGACGAAAUGAACAUCCGUAUGUGGAAGGCCAACGCCUCAGAGAAGCUGGGAGUGCUGACGCCCAGAGAGAAGACGACGCGCGACUACAACCAGAAGCUGAGGGAGAAGUUCCAGCACCACCCGCAUAUCCGACGCAUCGCACGCCACCGCCACCUGCCCCACGACAUCUACAAGCAGCGCCGCGAGCAGCGCGAGAUGAGGGAUGCCCGUAGACGGAAGGAGCUGAACGUGAGGAAGCACAGCAAGCCGGGCUCUGUCCCUGUGGAGACGGAGAAGGAGAAGCACGUGGUGACCGUGGUGGAGUAGGAAGAGGAGGGGGGGAGAAGAGGCACCGACACACACACACACACACACACACUCACUUUUGGAGAAUUCUUACACACACACACACUCUCUCACUCACACCACACACACACACUCACCACACUCACACACUCUCGAGACAGACUGUGGGAUGGGCCCUUUGAGGCUCGACUGAGACUUUGUUUCCCAAGUGAAGGACAUUCAGCAGGACGUGUUUCGCUCCAGAUAAAAAUCUCCACCUCAUCCUUUUUCUGCCAUCUAUUGGAGGAGAGGGAAAAGAUUUAAACAAUUUUGAGGACAUGGUGGGAAUAUGUAACUUGCACACUUUGCAGGCUAUGAUGUGGAGUUGGAAACAUUGGAUUUGAUAUGCAAAUGGUAUUAAUAAAUUGUGUUUGAUACUUA
Messenger RNA from Alosa alosa (allis shad), 1911 nucleotides. It is a transcript of the gene dcaf13, whose product is annotated as ddb1 and cul4 associated factor 13. The record is from RefSeq and is a predicted model, not a curated record. The transcript is spliced from 11 exons. Gene Ontology annotation, biological process: maturation of SSU-rRNA from tricistronic rRNA transcript (SSU-rRNA, 5.8S rRNA, LSU-rRNA). Gene Ontology annotation, cellular component: nucleolus; small-subunit processome. Lineage: Eukaryota; Metazoa; Chordata; Actinopteri; Clupeiformes; Clupeidae. Gene Ontology annotation, molecular function: protein binding. Bases 175 to 1512 code for a protein of 445 amino acids.